AAUAACCAUGACGACAUUUCUCCCUCUUCCCAUUCAUCAUUAGUAAUAAUACUGUAUCGAAUAUGUCGAGGUGCAUCAUCAAUCGUCGUGUCUGAUUCACGCCAAACAGAAACGACUUUUUUUGCCAUUGUCAUCGGAUCGGACCAUUAAUGGACACAAGCUUUUUUUUGUGAUUGUCAUACGAAACUUGGAACGGUGUUUGGUAACACCGAGGGCGUCGGAAAGAAGCGUGGGGACUAUGGGCAGCUUACCGAUCUCCCUGGCGAUAUCCCUGGUGAUAUGCGCCCUUGGAGUUGCCAGCGAUUACUCCAGCUCGGAGUCAUCAGGAUCCAAUCCAUGUUUUAGUAAAUUAAAAUGUCAUGAGUGCAUACGGACCUCCACGUGCGCUUGGUGUGCACAACCAAAUUUCGCGGAGAACCGUUGCUUCCGGCCGAACCAGAAUCCGAAGAUCCUCGAGGCUUGCAGCGAGGAGUUCACGAUAAACCCGGACAACGUCUUCAGCAUGAUCCGGUACAAGAACCUGACAAAAGGUGGUUUUAUAACGAGUGGAGGUUCGAUGAGCGGUGGUUCAAUCUCAGAAUCCGGCUCCUGGUCUUCCUCUUCCUCUUCCUCUUCCUCUUCCUCUUCCUCCUCAUCUUCCUCAUCCUCAUCCUCAUCUUCGAAACAAGAAGCAGUGCAGCUCUGGCCCCAAGAAGUAAACCUAAAACUGCGUAUAAACGAAGCCUACAGAAUGACUUUCUCAUACUCUCAAGCGGAGGAUUACCCAGUGGACCUCUACUACUUGAUGGACCUCUCAAAAUCCAUGGAGGACGAUCAGAAGAAGCUUUCCGCGCUGGGGCAGCUGUUGGUCUCGGAAAUGAGUAAAAUAACGAGCAACUUUCGUCUGGGCUUUGGAAGUUUCGUGGACAAAGUGGUGAUGCCCUACGUGAACACAAUGCCCAAGUCGUUGCUAGCCCCCUGCAAGGAUUGUGCAGCGCCCUAUGGUUAUAGGAAUGUGAUGACCCUCUCCACAGACACAAGUGCCUUCGCGAGCCUCGUGAGCAACGCCGAGGUGUCAGGGAAUCUGGACGCACCAGAAGGCGGUUUCGAUGCGAUAAUGCAGGCAAUCGUUUGCAGAAGAGAAAUUGGUUGGAGAGAGAAGGCCAGAAGACUCCUUGUGUUCUCCACUGAUGCUGGUUUUCACUACGCAGGUGAUGGCAAGCUAGGUGGCAUCAUAAAACCGAACGACGGUGAGUGCCACCUUGAUCGCACUGGCCUAUACACCCACUCCUCCCUCCAGGACUAUCCCAGCAUCUCUCAGAUAAAUCUCAAGGUCAAGCAAAACGCCAUCAACAUCAUUUGGGCAGUCACAGAGGAACAGAUAGGAAUCUACAAAAGACUCACAAAACACGUCGAAGGCUCGUUCGCUGGAAAACUUUUAAACGACUCCAGUAAUAUCGUAUCGUUGAUUCGAGAGCAGUACGACAAGAUCUCGAGCUCUGUAGAGAUGAAAGACACUGCGAGCAGUAUGAUAAAAGUGAGGUAUUACUCCAAGUGCCUCGGAGGGCCUGAGAUUGAGACUUCCAAGUGCGAUGGCCUCAAGGUUGGCAACGUCGUGCAAUUCACUGCAGUGAUUGAGGUGGUGGCCUGUCCAGCCAAUAGGACCCAGUGGAAGCAGACGUUUGAGAUUUAUCCAGUGGGUAUCAACGAAACACUUACAGUCAACCUGGAGAUGAUUUGUGACUGUGAGUGCGAGCAUUCAGGAGCCAUGUACCAGCCACAAUCACCAUCGUGCAAUGGAAGGGGUACCCUCGCCUGCGGCAUUUGUGAUUGCGAUGAUGGAGUGUUUGGGAAUGCUUGUCAGUGCUCGAAGCACGAUAAUACUCCUCAUUACGUCAACGAAACGAAUGCCUGCAGACCUGAUGAUUCCAAGCCUGAUUGCUCGGGUAGGGGUGACUGCGAGUGUGGCCAGUGCAUUUGUCACAGACGAGGUGACUCUGGGGAGGUUUUCUCAGGUCGUUAUUGCGAGUGUGAUAAUUUCUCUUGCGAGAGGAACAAGGGAAUUCUCUGUUCUGGCCAUGGCAGGUGUGAAUGUGGCAAUUGUGCCUGCGAUCCUGGAUGGGAGGGCGACAGCUGCAGCUGCAAGACUUCCAAGGAGACGUGCAUGGCACCAAAUUCUGGAAAGUAUUGCUCUGAUCAUGGGGAUUGCAUUUGCGGUGAGUGCAAGUGUCAUCAGGAGGGGGAUAUCAGGUACUCUGGCAAGUACUGCAACAAAUGCCCCUCGUGUGCCAGCUUGUGCGAGGAGCUCAGACCCUGUGUUCAGUGUGUCGUCCAUGAGACUGGAAAUAUGACGAAGGAGGAGUGUUACAACGUGUGCAAUAUCACCAAGGGGUACAAGAAUAUUUAUGGGGUUGAGACCGUGCAGAUUGAUAUUGAUAAGGACGAGGAGGCCUGCAUGUUCGUCGAUGAACAGGACUGUAAGAACCAUUUCAAGUAUUAUUAUAAUGAGGAGAAUUGUUUGAUUAUUGAGGCGCAAAAGGAGAGGGAGUGCCCUCCCACUAUUUUUGUCCCUGGCAUUAUUCUUGGGGUGAUUGCUGCCAUUGUUUUCAUUGGUCUGGCUUUUCUGCUGCUAUGGAAAAUGGUUACUACUAUUCAUGAUAGGAGGGAGUUCGCCAAGUUUGAGAAGGAGAGGAUGAUGGCCAAGUGGGACACGGGGGAGAAUCCAAUUUACAAGCAAGCCACAUCGACAUUUAAAAAUCCUACCUACGCUGGUAAAUGAAGAAUGAGUGAGUCUAUUAAAUAAUGAAUCUAAGAUGAACAAUUGGAUUAUUAUCCAGUUCGAGUGAAAAAUGUUUUACUCUGUGACGAGUCUCUAUGCGAAUGUUAGUCUUGUAUUACGAAAAGAAACGAAACAAAAAUACUAUUUAAAUAUUAAAAUGAUUAAUCUAACUAACGUAAUUAAUAGGGGCAAUGAAUUUUUAUUUUUACGUUUAUUAUUGUACUGCCAUAUUACUUAGACUGCGGUUAAGUCUAUGGGGUAUGAGAGCCAGAUCGGAAGAAAUAGAUUUCUUUGUCAGGGCACAGGAUAUUUGGUUCUCACUUAAUUAUUAGUUAUUUAAUCUCUCUUAAUUGUUAAGACAGCUCUUCGAUUAUUUUGUGCCGUGACUCUUCUCGUUUUAUUGAACAGGAAGUGCCUUCUACGAUACACUAGGUAAUUGUUAAUCAUAUUGAGUGAUUUUUUAAAAGGAUUAUUCGCACAUGGUUUUGAGAAUAUUGCGAUGACCCAACAACCGCAUUUUUCUCGUAUUGUUCAUCAGCAUUUGACUGAUCAAUAACAAAUAACUGUGCAAUCCAAAUUAUAUCUUCCGAAAUAAUGUAUUCUAGGGAUAACUAUCAUGCAACUUCCAAAUUCAUCGUCAUUAUUUAGAAUUAAUUGUAUUUUUCAAAGAAACAUCAUCAAAACAUGCAUUUUAUGGCGUUUUAAUUUUAUACUCUACAAACUCUUAACUAUUUGUCUUUUUUUACUGAACAAUUGUCCAAU
Fopius arisanus is the source of this 3520-nucleotide messenger RNA. RefSeq names its product myospheroid (gene mys). NCBI's taxonomy places the organism in Eukaryota, Metazoa, Arthropoda, Insecta, Hymenoptera, Braconidae. Gene Ontology annotation, cellular component: cell surface; integrin complex; focal adhesion. The record is from RefSeq and is a predicted model, not a curated record. The transcript has 3 exons. Gene Ontology annotation, biological process: cell-matrix adhesion; integrin-mediated signaling pathway; cell migration. Gene Ontology annotation, molecular function: integrin binding. Bases 239 to 2758 code for a protein of 839 amino acids.